Messenger RNA from Suillus subaureus, 861 nucleotides. RefSeq names its product Chloroperoxidase. The record is from RefSeq and is a predicted model, not a curated record. NCBI's taxonomy places the organism in Eukaryota, Fungi, Basidiomycota, Agaricomycetes, Boletales, Suillaceae. The coding region runs from base 1 to 861 and encodes 286 amino acids. The transcript is spliced from 4 exons. Gene Ontology annotation, molecular function: peroxidase activity.
AUGGGCUUCUUCUCCAGCGUGUCUCACGUUUUCUUCGAUGCUGGUAUCUUGUCUUGGGAUGUGCUCCUCACACUCCUCAAUCUCGUGAGGAGGAAGCGCCGUAUCGGGCACGUUACGCCUGAGGGCCACCCAGGCUAUGGAGGGCUCUGGCCCGAGUUUAGGCCUCCUCAGGAAGGUGACUCCCGUUGCUCAUGCCCAGCACUCAAUGCGAUGGCCAAUCACGGCAUCCUCUCGCGGAGCGGCCGCGAUAUCUCAUUUGUCGACCUUAACCACCAGAUCCGGGCAACUUACAAUUUCGGUCCUUCCUUCUGCUCUUAUGUGCCCCAUUUUGCCGCUCGCAUGCUCAAGAGAAGCUACAGUAAAGAUACCUUUGACUUGGAAGAACUCGACCUGCACAACGGUAUCGAACAUGAUGCAUCCCUCUUCCGUCUUGACACUGCCCUUGAAGCAAACCAAUCGAUGAAACACAUACCCUUUAUCGAGGAGUUACUCGCGUCGUCGACCGGCAAGGACAAGAAUGACAAUAAUAUCCUUACCUCCAGAGAUCUCUCCAGGAUUCUCGGCAAGCGUCGCGCAGUAGCGCGUGCAGUAAACAAGGAGUUUUCCCUCAGCUUCUUCCACAAAAUCUUCGGUAGUUCCAAUUCCUCGACACUGCUCACAAUCUUUGGAGGUCGUGUGGAUGACCUGCGCAGUAUUGUUCUCCACGAGCGUAUCCCAGAAGGCUGGGAGUCACGCAUUCGUGAACCCUAUGGACUGACUAUGAUGCACUUCAACAAGACUGUACUGGCGGUUGAAUUCGGUGUACGCGAGGGGGAUUGGGCGGAAGCGGCGCAGGAGGCGGCAGCACGUCAUACCACUUAA